This is a messenger RNA of Entelurus aequoreus (snake pipefish), 4118 nucleotides long. Its product is annotated as arylamine N-acetyltransferase, pineal gland isozyme NAT-10-like. The record is from RefSeq and is a predicted model, not a curated record. Gene Ontology annotation, molecular function: acetyltransferase activity. The coding region runs from base 496 to 1482 and encodes 328 amino acids. Lineage: Eukaryota; Metazoa; Chordata; Actinopteri; Syngnathiformes; Syngnathidae. The transcript is spliced from 2 exons.
GUGGUGGCAUUUGGGGCUGCACUAGUGCUGCUCAGACUGGGGAAGGUGUGGUAAAUUGAGAGGAAACAUGAAUUCCAACAUAAAUGUUACAUUGUGAAGCCGAGUAUCAUCCCCUGCCUUUGACUUCUUGAGUUUAAUGAUGCGCAACAGCUCGCAUAUCAUGCAUUGCCUUCUGGGAAUUGACAUCAAAGUAUCCGCACAUCAAACACAUUUUACUCCUACAUGUUGCCAACUUUUUUUUUCUUUUUUUUUUAACUUCAAACCCAGCACAUUUUUUUCAGUCUUUUCACAAGAUAAUUGUGGCCCUGUUUACACUGCACACCAAAUCUGAUAUUUUUGCCCUAAGGUGACACAGAUCGGAUAUUUCUCGCCAGUCUAAACGCUCAAAUCUGACCGUUUUGCAUCCGAUUCAGCCCACGUCAAGAAGUAGUCAGAAACUGAUUGGAAUCUGAUCUUUUCAUAUGUGACUUUAGUAUAAAGGGAAAUGUGUCCUGAAUGCGCCAUGAAACCGCUAGUGGAAGUGGAUACUGUCACGCUUGGGUCGCAUUUUACUGCGCGGAUCGUUCUCCCAGGAUGCAGCAGGAACUCCGGAGGCAAGGUGCAGACAAGAUGAACCUGGAGGAGUACUUCCAAAGAAUCGGCUUCCGCAGCCCACGGGACAAAGCGGAUCUGGCCACACUGAAGCUGAUCCACAAGCAUCACGUCAUGUCGAUCCCCUUCGAGAACCUCAACAUCCACUGCAGCGAGAGGAUCAUCAUGGACCUGGAGGUCAUCUUCGACAAGAUAGUGAGACGGAACCGUGGCGGAUGGUGCCUUGAGAACAACUUCCUGUUUUCCUGGGUGCUGAGGGAACUGGGCUACGGCCCGACCAUGUUGUCCUCCAGGGUUUUCAGCGGCUCCGCCGGGGAUUUUGGACCCUACGACAGUCACCUCGUCAACAGGGUGGACAUUGAGGGCGUGGCUUACAUAGCAGACGUGAGCUUCGGGGUGUCGUCGCAAAUAUGGGAGCCGCUGCAGCUCGUCCACGGGAAAGAGCAGCCUCAGGCGGCCGCAGUGUUCCGUCUCCUGGACAAGGGAGAGUUCUGGGUUCUAGAGAAAACGAGCAGAAAGCCGGUGAUCCCCAACCCGGAGUUCGCCAGCACCAGUCUGGUAAACAGGAAGUUGACAAAGACGCUGUACUGCUUCACAAUGACGCCCCGUGCGCACGAGUACUUCUUAGACGUCAACGAUACGCUUCAGACGGACCCGAGCACGCUCUUCACCAACAAGUCCAUCUGCUCCUUACAAACACCCUCGGGUUUCAGGGCCCUGAUUGGCCGGACCUACAGCGAGGUGGCCUUCAAACCAGAGGACGGCGUCGACGUCUUCGAUAUGAGGGAUGUGCCCGAAGACGAGGUAGAGCAGGUUCUGAGGGAGAAGUUUAACGUCCGCUUGCCAAACAAACUACAACCUGUCAACAACACAUAUUCGUACACACUCUGAGGCCGUUAUUCCCAGGGGCGGAGCACCAAAUUCUGGGCCCCCAUACACAAGACUCCUAUAGGGCCCGCCCUAAACCCAACGCCACCGCCCCAUACUCACACCCCUGGUAUAUUUACAUGCACUAAGAACUAAAUAUUGCAUGGAUUAGGUUGGAACCAGCUUUUUAAAACACAUGUAAAAUGAGGUUUUGGACUUUUUGAAGAUGGGAUUUACAUAUCUAGAACAUAUCUAGAAUUGAUCUCGAUAAACCCACAAAAUAUUUAUUUUUUUUACAGAAAAGUGCCAACACAUUUAAUGUUAAGUGGCCAGUAUAUAAUUUAAAAUAUUCAUUGAAACCCGCCCAGCAGGCACAAGACUUUAAAACCUAGGUGUCAAAGUCAAGGCGCGCGGGCCAAAUCCGGCCCGCGAAUUAAUAAUCUUAGUAUUAGUCUCAGGUUCAAAAACUGAUGACAUCAUUGAACAAGACAAGAAGCAAAGAAUCAAACAGAGGCAGAAUUCAAUUUUGCUCAAUUGAGGAGAAACGUGUCAACCUGUAACUUCUUACAGUGUCACCCACGCUCUGACGAAAAAGGUUUACGUCUCCUCCUUUAUUUGGACACUCCCUGUUUACACAACAACAUCUGCUUCCAAAGGAAUAGGGAGUAUGUAAACAGUCAUUGUUUUCGGUCACAUUGAAAACAAAAGAAUAAGAUGCCUCGGGCUUGGGCUGGUCCUGGAUUCAGCUUGAGCAGGUCUUCGGUGACAAUAGAUAACCCCCUCCCAUCUCCUCCCAUCGUACACAAUGGAAUUUUCCAAGCCUUUGCUUGGUGCAACAAAGACAGCCUCUUGUCUGUUCAUUGGGAACUCAGAGAACGGAAAGUUUUUUGAUAACUUACAUACAAUUUUUCUGACAAUUAGAACCGGCCCGCAGGCCACAGCCGCCCGUUGCUGUUUUGCACGUUCCAAUAUUCCAUUCCCCACAAUGCAACGGUAGCCCGCAAACUCACUACAGCACCGCAAGUGGGCCUCGGCUUCAUUAUUCAUCAGCAUUCAGGGCAGAUGUCAACUUUCAGCAACCCCCCUCCGCAAUAAUGGCUAAACGGAAGGUGGACGGUGAGAACAGGGAGUUUCAAGCCAGGUGAGAGGCAGAGUACAUGUUCACGGAGGUAAAAGGCAAACCUGUGUGGAGAAAGUAGUGUUGUCCCGAUGCCAACAUUUUGGUACCGAUACCAAAAUUGUUUCGAUACUUUUAGGUACUUUUUGAUACUUUUCUAAGUAAAGGGGACCACAAAAAAUUGCAUUAUUGGCUUUAUUUUAACAAAAAAAAUUAGGGUACAUUAAACAUAUGUUUCUGAUUGCAAGUUUGUCCUUAAAUAAAAUAGUGAACAUACAAGACAACUUGUCUUUUAGUAGUAAGUAAACAAACAAAUGCUCCUAAUUAGUCUGCUGACAUAUGUAGUAACAUAUUGUGUCAUUUUCCAUUCUAUUAUUUUGUCAAAAUCAUUAAGGACAACUGGUAGAAAAUGAUAUGGGGAUAGGUUUCUUGGCAACACUAAAUUGGCCCUAUUGUGUGUCGUCUCAAUUUACAAAUAUUUUGCAACGGCUGCGAUCAGGUGGCGACUUGUCCAGGGUCCACCCCGCCUUCUGCCAGAAUACAGCUGGGAUAGGCUCCAGCACCCCCGCGACCCCGAGAGGGACAAGCGGUAGAAAAUGGAUGGAUGAAUGGCUGCAAUGUUGUUUUAAAGGGCUUGUAUGUAUAAUCAAUGUUGUGCCAAUGUCUUGUACCUGCUGGGUGUUCACUUUAAUAUCAUUAUAAAUCUGUCAAAUAUUCCUUUACUUCAGAUUAUAAAGUAGAAAUGAGCUGAUACACAUACAAUUAUCAGUGGAUAAUACAAAUCAUAAUAAUACCUCAUUAUUAUUAACAGCAUGAUUAUUUUAUUAUCAGUGCAGGGUUAGAGCUCCCUGUCUUUAAAACCUAGUAACGCCUCUGUUUCUUACUUUAAGAGAGGGUCCUUGAACGCACCAAUGUUAUGUGCAGUGAGGUGCAAAAGGGAAGCUUGUUCAAAACUUUCUUCUUUGCUACACAUAUAGAUUUUAUUCUAUUGUUACCUUUCUUCCAUCACCUUAUCCUUGUUACAAAAUGCAGGUGCUGUGUGUGUGAAUGCUUAAAGAUGAACUUUGAUGACUUUAUGACGUCUGUGUUGAAUGACGUGUGAGAAGUUAGGAACGAACCAUUUUGCAUUUUUUGAUAGGGGGUGUGUCAACCAUCUGAUGCCAUUAAUACUACAGAAUAAGUCACUUUUUAUGACAUUUUUGCUUGGUUGUGUGCAACAUUUUUUUAAUGUAAACUAUGUGCUUCACCCUCAUUUUAGUAACAACUUGGAAAUACAGUAGUACAUCAAUUUACUGUACGUGUACGUAUUGGUUCUCUGACAGCGCAUUUAACUCAAAACACUUGAAAUUAAUUGAAAUCUAUUUAAUUGUUGCCAGCCCCACCCCGAAAAACAGCACAAUUCUAACAUGUAAGAUGCCUUUUAAAAAGAAAAAGAAACUUUUAGAUAAAAAUAAUACAUUAGAAUAGUAGUACAUAGGGCUGCAGCUCUAUUGAUUAGUUUGUUUAAUUGAGUAAUGUGAUAAAAUGCACAUUUUUGUAAAAA